Drosophila serrata is the source of this 1519-nucleotide messenger RNA. RefSeq names its product Pseudouridine synthase 1 (gene Pus1). Gene Ontology annotation, biological process: tRNA pseudouridine synthesis; mRNA pseudouridine synthesis. Lineage: Eukaryota; Metazoa; Arthropoda; Insecta; Diptera; Drosophilidae. The record is from RefSeq and is a predicted model, not a curated record. Gene Ontology annotation, molecular function: pseudouridine synthase activity; RNA binding. Gene Ontology annotation, cellular component: nucleus.
AUACUGCUAAUUCGUAUCGAAACUUAAAAUAUCAUAUCGAUAUUGUGCCAACAAACAUCGAUAUAUCGAUACUUGCACGUGUGUUUUUGUUUUUAGCCGCAGAAUUAAAUAUUAAAUGUUGCUUUGCCGAAUUUUAAGCGGAUACACCAAGGCAGGUCGCCUAAAACUAUUUACCAACCGACACAAAUCCUUCGCUGCCGCCAUGUCAGAGGCUCUGGAUAAACUGGAGCUGGAGACCGACGCCAGGAAGGCGGCUAAGAUGUCGGAGGACGAGGCGGUAAAAGAGACCAACCGUGUCAAGCGGAAUCUCAAGCGCAAAAAGUGGGUGGACUGGAAGACACAGGACGAGGAGGAUGCAGCCAGCGGCGUGAAACGGGCUCCCUUCGAUCCCGCCGAGCGAAUAAAGCGCAAAAAGAGCGCAAUCCUGCUGAGCUACUGCGGGGCCAACUACUACGGCAUGCAGCGAAACCCCGGUAUGCAAACCAUCGAGGAGGAGCUCUUUAAGGCGAUGCUUAAACACAAGUGGAUCACGGAGGACAGCUUUGAGCAAGUGCAGAUCGCCUGCUUUCAGCGGGCAGCCCGCACCGACAAAGGUGUUUCCGCUGCUCGCCAAGUGUGCUCCGUCAAGCUGCCUGAGGAACUAGAUCUGGAGGCCUUUAACGCAGACUUACCUGACCAGAUUCGGCUGUUCGGCGUGGAGCGUGUGACAAAGGGUUUCAACGCCAAGGAUCAGUGCAAUGCCAGGACUUACACAUAUACGUUACCCACAAUGGCCUUUGCGUCGUGCGAGGAGAAAGUAGAGGACCUGCACGACACCUUUCGCAUUUCCCCCGAGCUGCUGGAGAAGGUCAGAGAGACCCUGAAGCUCUACGAGGGCACGAAAAACUUUCACAACUUCACCAGCAAGAAAAGCUUUCUGGAUCCGUCGUCCAAGCGCUUCAUCAUGUCCUUUACGAGUAGCGAACCAUUCCAGAGCCCCCAGGGCAUUGAGUUUAUCACACUGAAAGUGAAGGGCCAGAGCUUUAUGCUGCAUCAGAUCCGCAAGAUGGUGGGCUUGGCCAUUGCCAUUGUAAGGGGCAACACAACGGCGGAGAGCUUGGAGCGGGCGCUGACCGAGGAGCGCCUGGACCUGCCAAUGGCCCCAGGUCUGGGUUUGGUGUUGGACACUGUCCACUACGAACGCUACAACGAUCGGUAUGGCAAAGACGGUAUCCACAAACCACUGACGUGGCAGGCGCAGGAGACAAAGGUCCAGGAGUUCAUCGAACGGGAGAUCUUUAGCCAGAUCUACAAGACGGAAGCAGAGCAGCGGAACAUGCUAGAUUGGAUAAGAACGUUGCACUACCACUCGUAUGACACGCGGAAGGACGAAGCACCGCCUCCACCCGCUUCCACGGAUGGCAAGCGCAGCAAAGCUGCCGCAGACGAUGACAACGAUGAGUAAAAGGUGGAUCGAGUCGAUAAUAAGAUAACAUGCAAAACUGGUUUGUAUAAUUUUAGCGUUUCAAAAGUAUAAAGG